AUGGAGGGAACCGUCACAGAAGAUGGAUGGAAGUCUUACUCAAUAAAAGGAGCCGACUGUCCAGUUGAUCGCGGUUACAUUUACAACCAAAACCUAGACUGGUGUUAUCGCUUAGUGACAGAAGAACAAAGAAAACCUGUUGACGCCAUGGACUUCUGUAGACUUGACGGUGGACAAAUGAUCAGAGUUAAUUCGAUAGAGAAACAACAGCACAUCACUGAUUUUCUCCGUUCCCGUGAAUCCAAUACAUCCACUGUUGUUUGGAUUGGUGGACGCUCUGAAAACAAAGAUAACAAUUUUGUAUAUGAAGAUGGUACGAUUUUGACAUUUACUUACUGGGAUAAUCAUAGCCCUGAUGGGAAAUCUUACAUCAGAAUGCAACAAGAUUCAAAUUAUCACUGGCGCAAUGGAUCCGGAAAAUUGGCGCGAAUUUUCUUAUGCGAGAUAUAA
Messenger RNA from Ylistrum balloti, 450 nucleotides. RefSeq names its product alpha-N-acetylgalactosamine-specific lectin-like. The record is from RefSeq and is a predicted model, not a curated record. Gene Ontology annotation, molecular function: signaling receptor activity. Lineage: Eukaryota; Metazoa; Mollusca; Bivalvia; Pectinida; Pectinidae. The transcript has 3 exons. The coding region runs from base 1 to 450 and encodes 149 amino acids.